CUCUCACACUGACACACAAUACCACACACACACACACACACCGAACAGCUCGAGCCCCAGUGGAGACGCUGCUGAGGCUCAGCUCGCUCCACCGACAACACCAAAUCACGUUCUGUUCUUCUCUGGCGGAACGGACCGACAACACCAAAUCACGGUCUGUUCUUCUCUGGCGGAAGCCGAGAGCGAAAGGCUUUUAGGAUUCUACCUAUCGCGGACGAUAUGUGGAGCUGAACGACCGGUCGUGACGGAGGACACGAGGGGAAAUAAAAAAAAAAGAGCGAAAGGGAUAAAAGAAAAGGUGGUGCCCUCCCGUUAGAAACACACAGAGACCUGCUUGACAGCGCAGGACGGAAGGAGGGAGGGAGAGAGAGAGAGAGCGAGAGAGAGCGAGAGAGCGAGAGAGCGAGAGAGCAGACCAUCUGUGAAUCACAUCAAGGCAGCUGUGGUUAGAGUGGACUGCAGUUCUUUCACGAACGAGAGGCAGAGGGGGACAGAAGUGGAGAGAAGGAGAGAGAGAAGGACAAAAGGAGAGGGGGCCUGGGUGAGUUUCCAAGCCCAGGACGGUGAACCCUGAUCAGGGGGACUUUCAGGCGACAGUGGGGUUAGACCAGGCCCCUGGAGUUCCUUUGGAAAAAUGAGGAACUCUGAGAAGACAGUGUUUAGGCACAGGUGAAAAUCAAAUGAAUCCUGACUCUAAUGGAUUCUGCGAUUACAGCAUGGAUUGACAUUUUUUUCUUCUCAUCUAAAGGGACAUUUACGUUUUUUCUGUGGGCGUUUUUCUGUGUGGAAAUGUGUUGCUUUUUUCUACAUGAAUUUGGAGUUUCAAAUCUUUCUAGUGUGGAUUUUAAGGAGGCUGUUUAGUUGACUCUGGGGAUCUGAAACUGCCCCACUCAUCUGAAGGGAUAUAAUCAACAUUCUGGAGUUUUUUUCAAGUAUGGAUUUUGCGUGCACUAACUGAGAGUGCUUUGUAACCUUGGUAACCAAGCGGUAACCAGGCGUCAACUGAGCGGUAACCAUGGCAGCAGCCUAUCGCGUGGUAGUGAGCAGUGUUAGUUGCUAUAGCAGCGUGGUGGUGGAUCGUCGGGCUCAGAGUCACGCGGUGCACUACUGCUCCGGGUCAUGUGGGGCGCUGUCCCAGGGACUGGACUGUACUGUAGCCCACCGCAGCACCUGCUCCGAGCUGCUGACCGCCCCCGAACACACACACACUCACACACACCCCGACCCCUCACACAGAUUCACACACAACCUGACCCGAAACGCUAACUCUCCUCACCAAAACUUCAACACCUGUAAACUUAGUAUCACCAGCUCUAACGGGAGUAUUGGUGUUCCUAAUGAUCCCCUCUCUAACAGUGUUUAUGGUGUGGUUGGUGAGGACAGUCCUCCAUGGCGAGGUAAGAAGAACAACACUACUACCAGCUCUAGUCCUGACCGGCCUCUCCAGAGCUCUGCCAGUCUGAAGGACAUCACAGGAGAAGCCAUCAACCUGGCCAGUGGCAAACUCAAAGAGUUCUCCUUCGAGAAGCUCCGCCUCUCCACCAGUCACGUGACCUUCAGGAAAGGUCGCAAGGUCAGGCCGGACUCCUACAGCCGUCGGUCCACGGACCUCGACAUCGUCUAUGGACACUUCACCGGGAACGUCGGAGGAACCGGGAAUGGGACUAUUACCGGAAAUGGAAACGCCAAUGAUGAGAACCUGCCGCCUUUCAGCGACACCCCCAAGGUGCUCAAAGGCCUAUCGCCUGCUAGCAUCACCGCCGGGGGCGGGUCUCUAUCCUCAACCAGCCUAUCCAGCGUCUCCAGGGGCGGGUCCACCGGUAGCCUAUCCAGCGCCUGCUCCGGUUCCUUGGAGGCGGGGCUAAACACAGUGGCGUCUCUCUACCUCAGCUCAUUGGCCGACGAGUCCCUCAUCGCCCGGUUACUGGAGAAGACCCGUGCAGGGGAGGAGGGAGGAGUGGGAGGAGCAGGGGGGGAGGACAUACGUGCCUGUCUGGACAUUCUGGUCAAGUGUUCUGAGGACUUGAAGAAAUGUACGGACAUCAUCAAGCAGUGUAUCAGUCGGAAGAGUCCCGGGGGAGGGGAAGAUGGGGGAGCCAGCCCUGAGAGCAUCUACAGAGCUGUAAUGACCAGACUGAGCUCCUACCUGAAGAAACUGCCUCUAGAGCUGGAGGGGGCUGGGUUAGGGUUAGGGUCAGGGGCUGGAGGUCAAGGGUCAGGGAUUGGAGGUCAUAGCGAGUUGGCCGAGCUGGUUAGUAGUCUGCAUAUGCUGCAGCAAGCUGCUGUCCCCUUCUCACCCAUAUUUGGGAAUGAUCAACCGCCACGGUAUGAAGACGUUGUUCAGAAUCCUCCCUUACCCAAGAGCAAGGCUAUACUGGCAUCCUCAUCCAUCGCUCCAGACUCCUCUCUCUCUUUGUCCACUACACCUGAGACAGCAGGGAGACAUAAGGUUCAGACCAACGGGCUGCAGCACACACACUCUCCCUCACCGCAUACACACACAUUGUCCAUUUCUACCCCUCCAUCCCAGGCACACACACCUUCAUCACAAACACACACUCCGUCAGCGCGUGCACCCACUCCGUCCAUCUCCCCCAUGGAGGCUCUCUUUAUUGAGGAGGAUGCAGACCUGGGAAGGGGGCUGAACAGGACUUCCAGACACACACACUCACACACACCGACCAGAAGCCUCACACACACUCACAGUCGGAACGGGACAGCUUUUAGUCCACACACACCCCCCAGCUCCGCACACACACACCUCAGCCCCAAUCUGCCACACGCACACUUUACACACACACUCCAGUCCACCGGUGAAGCACUCACCUCCCCCCCAACCUCCAAACACACCGCUCCUGUCACUCAUAAAGACGACGACAUCGACAAACUUCUGAUGGACUUGGAGUGUCUGUCACAAAGCAUGGGUCGGGAGAGAGACAGAAUCAGAGAGGGAGAGAGCGAAAGAGAGAGGGAGCCUCCUCUCCCCGCUAAGACCAGACAGAGGGGGACAGGACAGGGGAUCACCUCCCCACAAACCCAACCCUCUCUCCAGACACAAACCCAAAUCAACCCCCAGGCUCAAAGGCCUGUUCCUGUUAGCCACCUAACCGCUAACGCCCAGGCCACUAGGUCGACCCCCAGCUCGCCUGCUCCUCUCCCCAAGGCAGAGGGCAGCGUGGUGGGGCUGGGAGAUGAGGAGGACGGGGCCCUGCUGCUGAGGAUACUGGAGAGCAUUGAGAGCUUUGCCCAGGAGCUGGUGGACUCUGGGGGUAGUCCUGGGAACACCGGGAAGACUGGGGCUCAGAGCAAAGAGAAGGAGGUGAUGAGACUCCUACAGGACAAUCUGGCUACUGCAGCGAAGACUGACACUAUGACACAGACACAGGCCAAACUACCGUUAUCUCCACCAGCUGGUCAAGAUGGACCUGUAUCCACACCUGUACAUGUGGCUGCCUCCACACCUGCACCAAGACCUACAGCUGGAGCUGUUUCUGUGGCUUUACCUGUCUCUACAGCUCCCACACCUGUCCCUGUCCCUGUCCCCAAACCUGUCCCUGCCCAUAUCCCCACAACCCUAGCAGAGUCUUCUGCCCUGCCCACACCUGUUCCACCACCUACAGUCGUACCCACACCUUCAGAAGCGGCUACAGUUGGACUGUUAGAGGCCACUACACUCGAACGUACACCUAUAGAAGGUCCUACAGCUGAACUGACAGCUGGACUUACCACCAAGGCCACCCCUCCACCGGCUGUAACACCUCUCCCCUCCCCUGUCCCGCCCCCUACACCCACACCUGCAGAGGCACCUGUUGCUACCAUCGCUGCUCCUGUUGCCGUGAGACACCCGGUUGCCCCUAGCGACGCGGUUGCCCUGAGAGACAUCGGCUCGACGCUGCUCAUCCAGCAGACGCCCGAGGUGAUCAGAGUCCAGUCCAACAAGCAAGAUAAGAAACCUGGCACACCUCCUCCAGCCCCUCUCUCCCCCACCCCCUCCAUUCCUCCCCCCCACCACUCCCCCUCUCCUCCCCCCACCCCAGUCGUCCUCACCCCUCCUCCCCCACCUCCCUCUCCUCCCCCUGCCCUCAACAUUCCCCGCUUCUACUACCCCCGAGGGUUACCAGGGGCAACAAAAGUCAACCACGAUGCAGCCAUCACUGCCAUAGAAACAGCCUUCACAGAGUUUGAGGAGGAGAAGGCUGAUAUCUACGAGAUGGGCAAGAUCGCUAAGGCAUGCGGCUGUCCUCUGUACUGGAAGGCCCCCAUGUUUAACGGAGCGGGAGGAGAGAGGACCGGCUUCGUCUCUGUUCACUCCUUCAUUGCUACCUGGAGAAAGUUGUUACACAGUUGCUAUGACGAUUCGUCUAAGUUUAUCUACCUCCUAGCGAAGCCUGGCUGUACCUACCUGGACCAGGAGGACUUCAUACCUUUAUUACAGGACAUAGUGGACACCCACCCAGGACUGACAUUCUUGAAGGAUGCCCCAGAAUUCCAUUCCCGUUACAUCACCACCGUGAUUCAGCGGAUAUUCUAUGUGGUCAACCGCUCGUGGACGGGUCGCAUCACCAUGACGGAACUACGAAGGAGCAACUUCCUGCAGACCCUGGCCCUGUUGGAAGAGGAGGAUGAUAUCAACCAGAUAACAGAUUAUUUCUCUUAUGAACAUUUCUAUGUGAUCUACUGUAAAUUCUGGGAGUUGGACACGGACCAUGACCUUUACAUUGACCCUAAGGACCUGGCUCGUUACAACGACCACGCAUCCUCAAGCAGAAUCAUUGAGAGGUUGUUCUCAGGAGCCGUCACACGGGGUAGUUCAGUGCAGAGAGAAGGGAGGAUGAGUUAUGCAGAGUUCACCUGGUUCCUCAUCUCAGAGGAAGACAAGAAAAACCCUACCAGUAUAGAGUACUGGUUCAGGUGUAUGGACACAGACGGGGACGGUGUGUUGUCUAUGUUUGAGUUGGAGUACUUCUAUGAGGAGCAGUGUAGUAGGAUGGAGGGGAUGGGCAUUGAACCACUACCCUUCACAGACCUGCUCUGUCAGAUGCUAGACCUCGUCAAACCUGAGAGCCAAGGUAAGAUAACCCUGUCUGAUCUGAAGAGGUGUAGAAUGGCUCAUAUAUUCUUCGACACGUUCUUCAACCUCGAGAAAUACCUGGACCACGAGCAGAGAGAUCCCUUCGCUUUGCAGAAGGACAUAGACAACGAGUGUCCAGAGCCGUCAGACUGGGAUAAAUACGCCUCAGAGGAAUACGAGAUCCUGGUGGCAGAGGAGACAGCUAACGAACAGCUGCAGGAGGGCACGUUUGAUGAUGACUAUGAGGAGGCGGAGCUUCCGGUUCAAGGAGAGAUGAUUGGGAAUAAGAUGGAUAAGCUGCUCAUAUCAGAUCUGACAGCGUGAAAUUCCCAAAGCCUGGAAUACCGCUCCCUUCUCCUUGGAUAUACAGGAGACGGGGGAGAGGAGAAGUGGGAUGGACAGGGAGAAAUUGAGAAAAAGCUAAAGCGCUGGAGAUAUCCAAACUCUCUCACCUUCUCCCUUCAUACACAGACAGGGACAGAAGAGAUGGUGGAAGAUGGAGAAAAGGAAGAGGGUUGGACAGAAAAAGAGAGAGCACUCUGGCAGCUGUCCUCUCAGCCCUCUGUAGGAAAAAACGUGUUUUCCACUCUUUUAUCUUUAUUGGAGUGUGUGUGUGUGUUGUGUGUGCAUGUGUGUAUGUGUGUGUGUGUGUUUGUGUCAUCCCAAAGACUGUGUUUGGUGCAAUUAUGUGUCUUAACAUGUUUAACAUGUAGAAGUAAGAAAGCACAAAUCCUGAUAUGGAGAUACUUCCUGUAUGAUGUGUAUAAUAACUGCCAUAUUGAGAUUUUUCACUGACAAUCAACUACUAGACAAUCAACCAAGUUGUUUUCAAACGUGUCAAUCAACACACACACACACGCACACACACUGUGCAUACACACUGUGCAUACACACUGUGCAUACACACAGCGCUGUGCAAAACAGUACCAUCUUGUAGUCACUAGUUAUACUGCUGGCUGCUCUUACAACAGACUAGUGACGUUUAGAAAAGGGAGUUGGAAAGCUACUGUCAGCGUUCUCCAUUUAUAAACAUCAUUUUCAGUGUUCUAUUUCAGAAUGUUACUGUUGAAUAGUUUGAUAAGGCAGGCUAUUGUGUUUUUGAUUCAUUAGAAUUAGUAGAAUGUUUCAUUCUAUUUGAGAUAAAAUGCAUGUACUGUAUAUUCCGUCCAUAUACUUUUCAAAGAGUUCAGUUCUCUCAUGGCAGAGGCUGGGUCAGAAAUGGCAGUCUAUUCCCUAUAUAGUGCACUAUAACUUAUAGGGGGUACGGUGUCAUUCUAGAUUUGACCAGAAUCAACCACAGUGUACAUAGACUUAGCUGUAACUAACUAACUAUGAACUAAUAUGAACUAACUAUCUCUCUGGUAGAGAUGUUACUGUAAAAACCAAAACGGACAUGUCCAGAAGUGACACAAACUUGCUAGCCACAAGACGCGCUGUCGACACGCGGAACAAGACAGUAAAGCUAACAGGCGUUUUAAUGUGUCACCAAAGGUGAUGUUCCAGUCAUUAUUCUAUUCUAGCAUCAAGUAUUCUUUAUUUUAUCACUGUUGAAUGUUGGUGAUGUUUUAAAGCUGUGCUUGUGCGUGCCUGUGCGUGCGUGUGUGUGUGUGUGUGUUUGUUUUUAAUAGCAACAAUCUGUCUCUAUAUAUCCAUUGUAAAUGUGUAUUUAACUUUACAUUGUGUAAUGAUGAUGUUACUGAUGGUUUGUGUUGCUGUGUCACUGUGUGGCUCGACGGGGUUAAGUUAUGUGGCGGUGACCCAGAUGCACAGCGAUGAUUGGUUGGAGGUCAUAGAGGGACACGCCCAUCAGACAAUCAACUGUCGAUCAAUUUGUCAAUCACCAAUCAAUCAAUCAGUUUGAUCAUCUGAUUGGAUAAUAAGGAGCAUCUUGCUGUGACUGGUUUGGACACACUGGUAGCUCUUCCUCUCAGUAGAGACUCAUGCUGCUGUAGAGACACACACACAUACACACACGUUUAUAAGACACUGCUGUGUCUGGCUCUAUGCAAACAAUCUGCUUUUUGCUCACUGCCCUGGGAACACACACACACACAUCUGCUCUGUGCUAGGUGCACGGGGCAGGGAGAGAAGCCAGGAUGGAACUGCCUCUAACCGGAGACACUUCUGCCACAAUGAGGACUUUUACUUUGAAAUGUGUGUCUGCUUUAAAACAACUUUUACUUUGAAAUUUAGAGAGGACUUUUAUUUGGUGUUUUUUUCUCUCAUCUGAUGUUUUACUUCCAGGUGGAUAAGGCUUGAGUAGAUGUUCUUGUGUUCGCAUGGCUUACUUCUUUCUGUCUUUCCUUGUUGCUUUCCUUUGUUUUCUUUUAAAACUGAAUUGAAAUAAAGACGAUUUAAGGUUGGAGAGAAAAAAA
Messenger RNA from Coregonus clupeaformis (lake whitefish), 7446 nucleotides. RefSeq names its product protein phosphatase 2, regulatory subunit B'', alpha (gene ppp2r3a). Bases 1016 to 5395 code for a protein of 1459 amino acids. Gene Ontology annotation, biological process: protein dephosphorylation. The record is from RefSeq and is a predicted model, not a curated record. The transcript is spliced from 15 exons. Lineage: Eukaryota; Metazoa; Chordata; Actinopteri; Salmoniformes; Salmonidae. Gene Ontology annotation, molecular function: protein phosphatase regulator activity; calcium ion binding. Gene Ontology annotation, cellular component: protein phosphatase type 2A complex.